AACGUCAAAUUUUUCUUAUGAAUGGCCAUUUUACUAUAGUGUGGAGUGCGUAUUUCGUGUUUGAGUUGUGCAUUCUUACACAUCAUUGUUUUUGUGCUAUGUUUGUUAGUGUUGUUGAACUGUGAUCUUCUGAACCAUGGGAGAAAACGUUGCCGAAAUUGACACUGAUAUGCAGCAAACAUUUUUAUGACAAGGACUUCGAAAAUGCUGGAAGAAAGCUUUGGAAGGAUGGUGCUGACCCAGUAG
Acanthoscelides obtectus is the source of this 246-nucleotide messenger RNA. The record is from the annotation of a GenBank genome assembly. Lineage: Eukaryota; Metazoa; Arthropoda; Insecta; Coleoptera; Chrysomelidae.